Messenger RNA from Sorghum bicolor (sorghum), 477 nucleotides. RefSeq lists its product as uncharacterized. The record is from RefSeq and is a predicted model, not a curated record. The transcript has a single exon. Lineage: Eukaryota; Viridiplantae; Streptophyta; Magnoliopsida; Poales; Poaceae. The coding region runs from base 1 to 477 and encodes 158 amino acids.
AUGGCGAAGUCCUUUGUGAUCGCGGCCGAAGGGAAUGCCUUGUCAUGGUACUCGAUGCUCAGGCCUGGAUCGAUCUAUUCAUGGGAGAACCUUCGUGAAAAAAUUUUGGCAAACUUCCAAGGAUUCACUGCUGAGUCACUAACCUUCACGGACCUAUUCCAAUGUCGCCAAAGUCAAGGAGAAGCAUUGCGGGAAUACUUCCAAAGGUUCGUGCAAACCAAGGCAAGAGCACCCGGCGUGCCGGAGGAGGUUGCCAUUGAGGCAGCCAUUAAAGGCCUUCGCAUAGGGCCAUUCGCAGCUCACUUGGCCAGAGAGAAGCCGGCGUCCAUGCACGAGCUGUACCAUGAGUUCGAGAAGUAUUGCAGGUCGGACAACGACUAUCGCAAGAGGUUGGAGGACCAGAACCUCCAGAAGAAGCAGGGCAAUGACAGAAACUCGCAGAAGAGGAACCUUAGCCAGGAUGAACGCCGGCCGUAG